This is a messenger RNA of Thyridium curvatum, 519 nucleotides long. RefSeq lists its product as uncharacterized. The coding region runs from base 1 to 519 and encodes 172 amino acids. NCBI's taxonomy places the organism in Eukaryota, Fungi, Ascomycota, Sordariomycetes, Thyridiales, Thyridiaceae. The transcript is spliced from 2 exons. The record is from RefSeq and is a predicted model, not a curated record.
AUGGCAUCCGGCCUGGGUUUCGUGCACAUGGCGUUCCGUGUGGUGUUCCCACGGGGCUCGACCUCGGCCCACUGGGCCGGCCAGCUGGAAAUCGGAGAGCUCAUCGGCAAGUACGGCCAUGGGAAGGACGAUCGGUGCGUGAGACAGGUCACCAAGGUCGACACCUCGAGAGCCACCAUCAAAUUGAGCCUUGGCUUUCCGGCUAUGGAUGUCCGGGACACACUCACGAACGAGGUGAUCGGCGGCCGCCAUCAGACUAGCAGAGACGUCUCUGAUCCUCCGUUUGUGCGGGACGACGCUGUGGCUCUGUUCGAGACUAAGCGUGCGGUACUGCCGCUAAAGGAGGACCAUCAGCUUGAUGACAACAGUGUCAAAGGGAAGGAAUUGCUGGCACAAUCUUUUGGCGAGGCGGUGUCGGCAUUUGCGGAUGGAGGUGAGACACGAUACGUGGAGAAGGACGGCCGAGUCCUGGUCUUUGUGAUCGCAAAUUCCAAUGUCUUUUGUCGAGUUUCACUUUAG